Echinococcus granulosus is the source of this 1914-nucleotide messenger RNA. RefSeq lists its product as hypothetical. The coding region runs from base 1 to 1914 and encodes 637 amino acids. The record is from RefSeq and is a predicted model, not a curated record. The transcript has 6 exons. NCBI's taxonomy places the organism in Eukaryota, Metazoa, Platyhelminthes, Cestoda, Cyclophyllidea, Taeniidae.
AUGGUUUUAAGGAUUUGGUCAUCGGAGUUUUUUCAAACCGUUCUCUUUAGUAUUCCCUUUACCGAUUUGGUUGAUGAGGAAUAUAUUGCAUCUCUCCCACCGCUGCGGUCACAUGAACACAUUUGUACACUGAGGGAUUUGGAGCAGCAUUAUUUUAAUUCUCCGAGGCCUCCAAAGCACGCGGCGAGGAAAUUGCAUCUUCCAGUUAAUCACCCAAUCAGGCGACAACUUUGGCCUUUCCUCAUUAAUAGAUAUCUGGGCACCUCAAUUGAGAGUCCUAGCGACAGGGAGGAGGCUGGGUCAGCAUUGCCUCGAGCUGAGGACGAGACGCCUCAGCCCUCUCCGGAGCGUCAGAGCCUGUUGGUCGGUCAGGAAUGGGCUGACCGUCGGCUACAGCCCACAUACCACCUAAACGCACGAGGGCAGGCCAUCCACCUUGCGGUGCUUCACGACCUUGCGGUCUCGCGGCCCCAUGUUGUCUACGCGCCGCACGUCUGGCCGUUGGCUGCCCUUAUGUUGCAUUACUUGCGCCCACGCACUGCCCUCGCCUGUAUGCGUGCUCUGCUCGACGCAGCGCCAGACGAGCGCGUGGCGCAAUCCAAGAGUCUCUGGCGCAGUCGCUGUCUCGCCCUCGAAGCCCUGCUUGACACCAAGUCCUCCACGUUCCUUCAUUGGAGUCUCUUAAACUUCCCUGCAAUCGAGGAGGUGGGCGGAGGGAAGAGUAAAGGGAUAGGUAGAAGGAAGGGGAGUGUGAAACAGAAGCAGAGCGAUGCGCUUGCCGCCUGGCCUAUAGCCGUGUGGUUCGUGCCCUUUGAGUGUCUGGUGCCGAUUGUGGACUGUUUCCUCGCAGAGGGCGUCAAGGUUCUCUUCAGGAUGGGUUUUGUUCUGUGGAAGUUGGCGCAGGGGAAGAGAGAGGAGGUGGAAGGAGAUGAGGAUGGGGAAGAGGGGGGGAGUGCUGAUUUGCUUAAGUCUGUUGCCACCGCCUACCCAGCCUCGAAGGCGCGUGCUCUGCUUAAGGAGGCCUUCAAAAUCCGCCAACUUUCGCGGCGGCAAGUCGAGGCCGCUGUUCGAAAAGCAGCCAAAUUGUGCCAAGGUCUGCAAGACAUGGAAACGGCGCGUCUACAGGCCUCAAAUGGAGGUGUGGAUAUCGUCGACAGCCUUGUGAUGCCGUGCGUACUUCCAGGCCAGCGUACCUUCACUGCGUACAGCCAGGUGAGGGCGGAGUUCGAGGCGCGUCGAUUCGCUGCUGCCGUCACCGCUCCCACCACCACUCCUGGCCAUGUCAACGUCUCAAAUCUGGCCAGUGCGGCGGAGUUGGAUUUCCUGAUGCAAGCCGUGAGAGACGAAAACAUCGCACAAUUCUCUUUACCCAAGGUCAUCUUCUACACCGAGCGUGACGGUUCCUCCUUGCGCAGCCUCUACCGCCUCUGCGGUCUCCACGCCGAUACAACCGGUCGCCCGCAGACCUUCAUCCUCGUUGCUACGGCCUCGAGGGAGGGCCUCUUCGGCGCAUUCGUCACUCACCGCUGGUCUACUGGGGAUCGCGGCUUCUACGGCAGUGGGGAGAGCUUCCUCUUUCGCCUGCGACCCACUCCCGAAGUUGUAUACAAGUGGAGGAUAUCUAGUGGCUUGGAGUACUUUCAGCAAGCGACGGAGAGUGCUCUUGAAGUGGGCGGUGGCGUAGGCGGGGGCCCGCCAGGUCUGCGACUGGAUGCCGGAUUGCAGAGCGGGCAGUCAGGACCCAGUCCAACUUUCGGUAGUGAGUGUCUGGUGACCGCGCCGACGGACCGAAUCAAUGUAGGUCGCUGCAGGAACGAUCAGGACGAUGGCGGCGGUGGCACCGAAUACUGCUCUUUUAAUGUGGCUGCUGUAGAGGUGCUCGGUUUUGUCUGUUCGAACUCCUUUUUGGCUUAG